Hypanus sabinus (Atlantic stingray) is the source of this 13395-nucleotide messenger RNA. RefSeq lists its product as uncharacterized. The record is from RefSeq and is a predicted model, not a curated record. The transcript has 2 exons. Gene Ontology annotation, molecular function: catalytic activity. NCBI's taxonomy places the organism in Eukaryota, Metazoa, Chordata, Chondrichthyes, Myliobatiformes, Dasyatidae. The coding region runs from base 10310 to 11239 and encodes 309 amino acids.
UUAAUUUUCUAAUGUUAAAAGAUGAAUAAUGAUUUUUAAUAAAUCCAGUCUGAUCUUCAGAAAUAUUUCAAGGUAAUAUAUUUUCUAAUCUAAUAGCCAAAAUUUUACUGAAAAUCUUAAAAUCCGUAUUUAAUAAGGAUAUAGGUCGAUAGGAUGCACAUUCAGUAGGGUCUUUAUCUUUUUUAAGAAUUAAAGAAAUAGAAGCUUCAUAAAAAGAUUGUGGUAAUUUGCCUACAAUUAAUACAUCUUCAAAAAUUUUACAAAGCCAAGGAAAAAGUAUAGGAGAAAAAGAUUUUAAAAAUUCUACAGGAAAACCAUCUGGACCAGAAGCUUUACCAGAAUUCAUUAAAAAAAUAGCCUUUUCUAUUUCAGACUCCGUAAUAGGUGUACCUAAAAUUACAUUAUCCUCAACAGUUGCUUUUGGAAUAUUCAAUUUCCUUAAAAAAUCAUUUAUUAUAGAAGAGUCCUUAGUGAAUUCUGAUUGAUAUAAGGAGUUAUAAAAAUCUUGAAAGGCUCUAUUUAUCUCUUUGUGGUCGAUCGUCAGAGUACCAUCUUGUUUACGAAUUCUAGUAAUCUGUCAUUUAUCCGAAACAAUUUUCAAUUGGUUAGCCAAUAAUUUACCAGACUUAUCUCCAUGCAUAUAGAAUUGAGUUUUUGAUUUAAUUAACUGACUUUCAAUCGAAGAGGAUCAUAAUAAACUAUGUUCCAUUUGAAGUUCCACUUUAUAAAGUUCUUUACUAGGGGUCAUUGAAUAAAUUUUAUCAAUUGCUUUGAUUUUAUCAACUAAUGUUAAUAUUUUAGAAUUAGUUCGUUUCCUAACUCCAGCAGAGUAUGAAAUAAUCUGUCCACGAAUAUAUGCUUUAAAAGUAUCCCACAAAAUUCCACUAGAAAUCUCUACUGUAGACUUUGUUGCAAAAAACAAAUCAAUUUGCUGUUUAAUAAAGUUAACAAAGUCUAAAUCCUGCAAUAAAAUAGGAUUAAACCUCCAAAAUUUAGCAUUGAUAUAUGAAUCCAUUAUUUUAAUAGAUAACUUCAGAGGUGCAUGAUCAGAUAUGGUAAUACAGUCAUAUUUACAAUCAGUAACGUCUGUGAGUAAAUGGUGAUCAAUGAAAAAGUAAUCAAUUCUUGAGUAAUUAUGAUAAACAUGGGAAAAGUAUGAAAACUCUUUGUCAUUAGGGUGUAGAAAACGCUAAAUUUCACAAAUAGCUGAAUCAAUCAUAAAAGAGUUAAUAAGAGAAGCCGAUUUAUUCGGAAGAGUUUGGGUAGGCUUGGAUCUAUCCAUCACAGGGUUUAAACAACAGUUAAAAUCCCCACCCAUUAUCAGUUUAUAUUGAUUCAGAUUAGGAAAGGAUGUAAAUAAUCAUUUAAAGAAUUCAGGACAAUCAGUAUUUGGAGCAUAAACGUUAACUAAAACAACUUUUUGAUUAAAAAGUAGACCAGUAAUAAGCAAAAAUCUACCUUGUGGAUCUGAAAUUGUUUCAUGAUGUAUAAAAGAAGUUGAUGAGUCUAUAAAAAUAGAAACACCUCUUACUUUGGCUUGCAAAUUUGCGUGAUACUGUUGACCCUUCCAAAACCUAAAAAAAUUGACUAUCCACCUUCCUUACAUGAGUCUCCUGCACAAAAGUAACAUUAGCAUUCAUUCUAUGGAAUACUUUGAAUAUUUUUUUCUGUUUUAUCGGAUGAUUUAAAUCAUUAGUAUUCCAAGAAACAAAAUUAAUAAUCCUAUCCAUAUUGACAAUAUUUAUUACAGUUAACACAUAAGUUUAAAAAAAAAGUGAACUCAUGAACCCAGAAGAAGGAAGUGAGUUCAAGGAGAAACCGGAAGUCAUGGCACUGCAACCAUUUUUGUAGUUUCAUAUAGGCCCAUGAAAUAAAACUAUGCAAAAAGCAAGCAAAAAGAAAAAAAAAGAAGAAAAAUCCCCCUCCCUCCACCCUCGAAACCCCAGGAAAAAAGCCAAAAAGAGGCAAGCAGGCAAUCUAAUACUAAAAUUACCCCCGUGUCUCAAGACGGCAACUCAGACAAAAAAAAAAAUUGAAAAAAAUACAAACAACCCAUAUUAUAAGAAAGGUUAAUAUAACAAAAGUUAAAAUAUAAAAUUAGUAUUAUAUAUAUAAAACAAAAGGGUUAAAAAAUUAAAUUGAUAAAACACAUAAAUAAAUACUACUAAAUUAGUCUUUUAAAUGAGAGUUUAAAACUUUCAAACUCAUCAAAACGGAUAUGACGUUCCAAGCACUAGAGUCUGUUGGGAAGAAGAAACGCCAUUUUAUUUUUUUUAAAGCUUAAUAUUUAAAUGUUAAAAAUAUAAAAAAAAGCUUAUACAAACUUAAAAAAAGGAACCCUAAUCAGUUAUUUUCAAGGUUAAUAGAUUAAUAAAAAUAUAAAAAAAUAAUAAAAUCAGAAUAAACCAAAAAAAAGAGAACUUUUACAAUAUAUAAAAAAUACAUGUCAGCCAUACCUAAAAAUAAACCAUCAUUCUGUAAGAGAUUGAAAUUUAUAGACUAAUUAUUACAUUAGUCAAUCCGAUAGAGUGUCAUUGUUCCAAAAAACUUUGAGCAUUCGCUGGAGAUUUAAACAGCCGAACAGUUCCUUCUUCAGAAGUAACUCUCAGAUAUGCUGGAAAUAACAGCGCUUGCUUGUAGCCUUCCUGGUGAAAUUUAGACAUAACUGGUCUAAAAGCCAUUGUUGCCCUUAAAACGUCAGGGCUAUAAUCUUCCAAAAUACAAAAUUUGAAUUUUUGAAAGUUAAUCAUAUCCUUUUUCUGAGCCGCUCGAAUCAGUCGCUCUUUGAUAUGAGGGUAAUGGAUCCGGAGAAUUACAUGCCGUGGUUUGUCUGAAUCAGAAUGAUAGCGAGAGACACGGUGAGCACGAUCGAUUAUUGGAGGAGAGUCCAGAACUUCUGAACCGAAGACAUCCAUUAGAAGUUUAGAAAAGACAACAGUAAGAUCACCGCUCUCAAAUUUUUCCGGAAUCCCAAUUAGCCGAAGAUUUUGGCUUCGAGAGCGAUUUUCAAGAUCAAUAAUUUUAGAUUUAUAACGAUCCAUCUGUUGAGAAGUCAAAGCUUGCUCUUGUUGCAAAGUUUCAAUAAUGUGUUCUUUCUUACGAGCGGCUUCUUCAAGUACCAAAAUAUUUGCUUGUUGUUUUUAUAGUUCCAGUGAAAGUGUUUUAAGUUCUCCUUCGAAUGAUUUUAAAUGCUCAUCAAACACAAAAAGCUGUUCGGUAAUUUUUCUCUCCAGACCCACAAAUUUAUCUUCUAUAAGCUUUACAAUAGUUUCUAAAGUUAUCGGUUCUUUCGUCUGUUUCGAUUCUUUUACUUUAGACAUUUCAGCGAGUUGAAAAUAGAUCGAAUAGUUAAAAAGAAAAAUUCUAUAUGUUUAAACCCCUUUAGAAUAAGUAAAAAAUGAUCAUUAAAGGGGUGUUUGUAGGUUAAAAAGACGUAAAAGGUUUGGAGCAAAGCCAAAAGCGGUUUAUUCCAAAAGCGCCAUCUUGAGACCUUGAGAUCCAUUACCAACCUGAUUUUCCCAAUCAAUCUGUUGCCAAAAUCUCCCUUGACUACCAUAACAUUGCCUUUUGACCUAACUUUUCUAUUUCUUGUUGUAGCCUGUGGUCCACCGCCCAGCCACUGUUGUGAGGCCUGUAUGUAACUGCCAUCAAUGUCCUUUUACCCUUGUAGUUCCUUAACUUAACCCACAAGGAUUUAACAUCUUCUGAUCCUAUGUCACAUCUUUCUACUGAUUUGAUGCCAUUCUUUACCAGGAGAGCCACAUGAUGCACCAUCAAUAACUCUCGGAGAUGGGAGGCAAAAGAUAGGCUUUUAUUUUAAACGUGACCACAACAUCUUGGAGACUGAGGUAUGGAGCAGUGCCUCCAAUCGCCUUUAUAGAGGGGUCUGUGGGAGGAGCCACAGGAGCAGUCAGCAGAGGGACGUGUCCAGACAGGUAUACACACCACACCACCCCCUCUGCCUACUUUCCUAUAUAAUGUGUAACCUUGGACAUUCAGCUCCCAAUUACAAUCAUCCUUCAGCCACAAUUUGGAGAUGGCCACAACAUGAUACCUGGCAAUCGGUAAUAUUGCAAAAGAUCAUGUACCUUAUUUCUUAUACUAUGUGCACUUAGGUAAAAACACCUUGAGUACUGUAUUUGCUAUCCUUUCUGAUUCAGCAUCCCUAAUGAUUUGAUAAUCAGCCUGCCUGUUGGCUGCAACUAAAGGCUGAUUUAUACUUGUGCAACGCAUCUAUACCGUAGGUACUGCACCACCCCCAAAAAAAGUAACUCAUGCAUCAAAUCUAUCUGCCGACAUGCGAAAAUGUUUGAAAUGCAUUUCCUCGUCCAUGUCCCUCAUGAAGAAACUCAACACAGUGGCAUAGAAGCCCCACCACCAACUAGCAUUUUAGCGCACACCAACGCAUGUUCGCUACGGCGUAAAGCCUUCACAGGAGUGAAAAUGAGGGCUACGGCAUUGGCCAUAUGGACAAGUGUAAAUUAGCCGUAAGUCCCAUCACCUGCCUGCCCUUCCUGACAGUCUGACUGCACGCCAUCUUUAGUUUUUUUUUUAACCACCUGUCCUAUCCUGAGUUGAGUUUGAUCGAGGAACGACUGCGCAGGUGUGGACGUCAACGAGUUGGACCAGUGGGAAAUGCUUAAAAAGAAGACAGCUUUAUAGAGCGGGUGUUAGAGGAGUGGGCGAUGGAGUACAGAGUAGGAGGGUUUUAGCUUAACGGGGUUUUGGUGAUAACAGGUCAAGACGAACUAAGUUACUUGUGAAGGAUAGAAAUAGGAAGUAUGUCUGUGAGGCCAAUCUGUACUGGGUGUCGGAUGUGGGAUGUCCAGGAGACUCCCAGCCAUAUCUGCACCAGAUGCACGGAGCUGCAGCUCCUUAGAGACCAGAUUAGGGAACUGGAGAUGCAGCUCGAUGACCUUCAUCUGGUCAGGGAGAGUGAGGAGGUGAUAGAGAGGAGCUAUAGGCAGGAGGUCACACCGAGGUCACGGGAGACAGAUAAGUGGGUAACAGUCAAGAGAGGGAAGGGGAAGAGUGAGGUACUAGAGAGUACCCCAGUGGCUGUACCCCUUGACAAUAAGUACUCCUAUUGGGUACUGUUGGGGGGUUGACCUACCUAGGGGAAACAAGUGGCCACUCCUCUGGCACAGAGUCUGGCUCUGUGGCUCAGAAGUGUAGGGAAAGGAAGAGGAUAGGGGACUCUACAGUUAGGGGGGUCAGACAGAUAAUUCUGUGGAUGCAGGAAAGAAACAGAGAUGGUUGUUUGCCUCCCAGCUGCUAGGGUCUGGGAUGUUUCUGAUCACGCCCACAAUAUCUUGAAGGGGACAUUGCUUUGUGGAUCCUGAAUUGGCUUGCCCACAGAAGGCAAAGAGUGGUUGUAGAUAGGUCAUAUUCUGCAUAGAGGUCGGUGACCAGUGGUGUGCCUUAGGGAUCUGUUCUGGGACCCUCUACUCUUUGUGAUUUUUAUAAGUGACCUGGAUGAGGAAGUGGAGGGAUGGGUUAGUAAGUUUGCUGAUGACACAAAGGUUGGGGGUGUUGUGGAGAGUGUGGAGGGCUGACAGAGGUUACAGCGGGACAUUGAUAAGAUGCAAAACUAGGCUGAGAGGUGGCAAAUGGAGUUUAACCCAGAUAAGUGUGAGGUGGCUCAUUUUGGUAGGUCAAAUAUGAUGGCAGAAUAUAGUAUUAAUGGUAAGCCGCUUGGCAGUGUGGAAGAUCAGAGGGAUCUUGGGGUCUGAAUUCUUAAAGCUGCUACGCAGAUUGACUCUGUGGUUAAGAAGGCAUACAGAGCGUUGGCCUUCAUCAAUCGUGGGAUUGAGUUCAAGAGCCGAGAGGUAAUGGUACAGCUGUAUAGGACUCUGGUCAGACCCCACUUGGAGUACUGUGCUCAGUUUUGGUCAACUCACUACAGGAAGAAUGUGGAAACUAUAGAAAGGGUGCAGAGGAGAUUUACAAAGAUGUUGGCUGGAUUGGGGAGCAUGCCUUACAAGAAUAGGUUGAGUGAACAUGGCCUUUUCUCCUUAGAGUGACAGAGGAUGAGAGAUGACCCGAUAGAGCUGUAUAAGAUGAUGAGAGGCAUUGAUCAUGUGGAUAGUUAGAGGCUUUUUCCCAGGGCUGAAAUGACUAACAGAGAGGGCACAGUUUUAAGGUGCUUGGAAGAAGGUACAGAGGAGAUAUCGGGGUAAGUUUUUUACACAGAGAGUGGUGAAUGUGUGGAAUGGGCUGCCAGUGACUGGUGACUGUUGUGGAGGCAGAUACAAUAGGGUCUUCUAAGAGACUCCUAGAUAGGUGCAUGGAGCUUUGAAAAAUAGAGGGUUAUUGUUAACCCUAGGUAAUUUCUAAAGUAAGCACAUGUUUGGCACAGCUUUGUGGGCCAAAGGGCCUGUAUUGUGCUGUAUGUUUUCUAUGCUUCUGUGUUUCUAUAAGUCCCUUCACUUUGAUUCCCACCCCCGUGCCAAAUUAGUUUAAACCCUCCCCAAAAGCUCUAACAAACCUGUCUGCAAGAAUAUUAGUCCCCCUCUGGUUCAGGGGUAACCUGCCACUUUUGAACAGGUCAUACCUUCCCCAGAAGAAAUCCCCAUUAUCCAAGAACAUGAAGCCCUGCCCCCUGCAACACCUUCGCAGCCAUACAUUUAUCUGCCAAAUCAUCCCAGUUCUACCAUCACUGGCACGUGGCACAGACAGCAAUCCAGAAAUUACUGCCCUGGUGGUCCUGCUUCUCAGUCUUCUACCGAGCUCUCUAGAUUCUCUUUUCAAGACCUCUUUUCUUUUCCUUCCUAUGUCAUUGGUACCAAUAUGUACCAAGACAUCUGGGUGCUCCCCCUCCCUCUCCAAAAUCUAAUAUCAAGUGGCACUUUCUCAGCAAUAUCAUUAUCAAUGGCCAGCAGUGGACAGUCACUGCCUGUGGGUAACCUUUAAGUAGUUUCCUCAUUAACUAAAAAAAACUGAAAGCACUUUGAGGUUAUCCUAGGCACUUUGUCAAGCUCACCAUUUUCCAGUAAUUUUUGGAGUUGCCUUGUGAAAUCUCAUGUUGUUAUGAUAACAGUCUUUCAAGUGGCAUUUAACUAGAGAAUACUGCAAGCUGUGUACCUUUUGUUUCUGUUACUGCAAAACAAGGCAUUUAUUGGCAUCUUGGAACUCCAAGUUGUUUUUGCUAUAACAGGAAAUGCCAGCCAAGUCAAGUCAAAUUUACUGUUAUUAAAUUAUAUACAAGUAUACUGUCUAAUCGAAUGUUUCUCUAAACCAGGGUGUAAGCACAGUAGUACACGUAACACACAAUGACGUAUGGAGGUAAGGAUAAAAUCUUCAGAUCAAUCAUACAUAAUUAACAAACUGAAGUGCAUAAGUAAAAUAUUGUAAAGUAUGGAACAGAUUAACAAGUGACACUUCAAAUGUGAUACAGCAGUGAGUUCAGAAGCCGAAUGGCCUGAGAGAAGGAACUGUUCUCCAUAAUGACUGUUUUUAUCUUUAUAUGUCAGAGUCCCCUGCCUGACGGUAAAUAUCAAAGCAGAUGCUGGAUGGAUAUGUGGGACCCUUGAUAACUCUAAGGGCCCUGUGUACGCAGUGCUCCUGAUCAAUGUCCCUAUGAUUCCCGCAUUCCUUUGUAAAGACUUCCGGUCCAAUGCUCCCAUAAGAGAUGGAGAUGCAGCUUGUCAGUCAAGUUAGAGCCUCACUUGCCUCAAUCUCCUCAAGAAGUGGAACAGCUGCUGUGCCUUCAUAUUCAAGGUGAUAUUCGUGGACCAGCUGAGAUCAUCCAUGGAUGUGAACUCCCAGGAACUUAGUGCACUUAACCUUCUCUACAGAGGAUCCGUGUAUUCACAGAGGGGUAUGGUUCAUUGGCACCUUCCUCAAGUCCACAAUGAUUUCCUCAGUCUUCUCCACAUUCAGACUUGGAUUAUUCUUCUCAAACCCACCAGCCACUCCAUUUCAUCAGAUCAUUAUCGAUGAGACUAAACACUGCUGUGUCAUCUGCAAGUUUGAUGACAUGCUUUGAACAGAAUCUUGCAACACAGUCGUGCGUUAGCAGUGUGAGCAGCAGUGGGCUGAGCACACAGCCCUGGGGAAUCAGCAUAAUGGGGCUACAGACUUUGCUGCCCACUGACUGUUUGCAAAUUUUUCUAGAAAUGAUUGCAGAUGCAGUUUGAGCUGGGUAAAAUCUAUUAUCAGUCGCACAGUACUAAAAGUUCUAGCACAGUGAGAUCUAAUUUCUUGCCAUUUUGUCCUUGUUUGAGACUGGAUUUCGUAACUCUUGUGAAAUCCAAACUGAGACUUAGUUGUCACCUUGCUAACGAGUGUUGGUCGAUACCAUUCAUCAGUCCUGAUGGCUGAGGGUGCACGAGUGAGGCAAUAAUUGGCUGGAUUGUAUUGUACUUCCUUGAGUAGGGCAAAUUACCACACUUGAAGAUGAAACGCUUUUCUAGAACUUUCAUUUGGAUUCUUUUUGUUGAGUAUUGAGUGCUGCAUUGUGUUGUGUUCUCAGGUAUUUCCUUGCAUCGUAAUGCUUGAGUAUCAUGCACAAAAUGCUGAAUCAACUCUGCAAAUCAGACAUCACAGAAAUAGUCAACGUUUUGAGUUGAGACCAUCUAUUAGGAGUCACAAGACACUAACCCUAACCAUAAUCCGUAUGUUUCUGAAAUGUGUGAGGAAACUAGAACACCAGGAAAAGCCCCACAUACUCAGGGAGAACAUACAAACUACUUACAGACAACAGUGGGAUUCGAACCCUGAUCACUGGCACUGCAAAGCAUUACACUAACUGAUCUGCUGCGGGGGCUGCAUAGCAUUUCAUUAGGUAGGACUUGCCCUUUUAGAUGACAGUGAUAAAUAAAAUUUGGAAUGACCUUUCCAACAGUCACAUGGCAAGCAUAUAAUUAUUGAGUUCUGAAAUUUUGUGGGUGGAAAAAUCUUAAAUAUAUAGUGCCCUUUAGUUUACAGUUGCAGUGUUUGCCCUUUAGCAAGCUGUAUUAAAUGGCAGAACUGCAUCAUUGUAAAUAUUUAUAGAUUAUUGCAUCCAGAAUGAAGUUAUGCAUGGGAAAAGAGAGAAGCAGAGCUAAAAUCAGUUAAUUAGUCAAGUAGCAAAAACAUUUCUUUUCUUUUCUAUUAUAGAUUUGGUCUUCCUUGUGGUGAUAUGUAGAACGUGAUUGCAGAGAGUACUGAGCAUGCGCAGAAAUGAUAGAAAGAUCUGGAAGCAUGGUGCUGUAAGACGUGUGGUUGUUGCCGUCAAAUUGAAGUUCUAUUCUGCCAGAAUAUGGUUCUUUAUUAGAAACCUACGGAGAACACAAUACCUCCCGUGGUACAUCCAUGUAGAAAAGUACCUUUUGCAUCACGUCAUCGACUGAAAGCAGAGCUUGACAGAACGGAAUGGCUAGAAGUCAUACAGAAAGCUCCCAGACCAAUCUCCAAACAGAAGAAGGAGCAGUGUUAAGAAGAAAUUGCAAAGACCUCAAGAAAGAGCCAACUUCAGAGUUUCAGUUAACUGAUGCAGACCAGACAAAACAUAGAAAUAACAAUGAAACUCAAGAACUGUGUGAACCACUUAGAAGGUCCACCCAUGUUCGUAAACCCCAGAGAGACUGAUAGAGACAUGUUAAAUUAUGCAUUUGCUCUGGUCAAUGUUGCUAAUUGUUUUUCUUUUUAAGGAAAUGAAGAUGUGGUGAUAUGACGUGUAAGAACAUGAUUAGGGAGAGUUCUGAGUAUGCACAGAAAUGAUAGAAAGAUCUGGAAGCAUGUAAGACACAUGUGGUUGUUGCUGUUAAAUAAAAUUUCUAUUCUUCCAGAAUAUGGUUCUUUAUUAGAAACCCAUGGUACGUAUUAAUAUAAAGAACUCAACAUGGUGUCAGAAGUUGGUCUGGAAGAGUAAUACAUUACUUAACAUGGGAGAAUUGAAGAUAAUCGAAAAGUGUUCGAACUGUUUUGGUGUGCUUUGUGUGGUUGGAUUUAGCCAAUGCCUAUGGUACAGUGCCACACAAAAUCAUUGAGACAGCACUGAAACAUUACCAUAUCCCAGAGAAGGUCACCAAGAUCCUGGCAGGCUAUUUCGAGGGGAUUCACCUAAGGUUCCGUGUGCAGGACUACAUAACAUCAUGGCAGCAAGUAGAGAAGGACAUUGUGACUGGCUGUACUAUACCCAUAGAUCUCUUCAUCAUGGCCAUGAUCUACUUAUAGAGGCUGGGAAAAGAGAGACCAGAGGACCAAAGUCAAGCACGAAUAUCAGACAGCCACCAAGCAGAGGAUUUGUGGAUGACCUUACAAUUACAACCACAACAUUUAUCCAAGCCGGAUAGGUUCUCCAGGCAAUGGACGAGACAGGGCAAAAAUGAAAUUUGAACCUGCCAAAUCAAGGUGUUUGGUGAUAAAGAAAGGCCCAAUUACCCAGAAGUUCACCUUGAAGAUCCAGGAUGAAGAAAUCUCAUCUAUCAUAGGAAACCCCAUCAGGUGUCUAGGGAAAUUGUAUGAUGACAGUCUGAAGGAUGUCAACAACAGCAGAUGCCUAGAACAACAAACAACAGAAAGGCUGGUAAAGAUUGACAAAUCAGGCUUACCAGGAAGGUUCAAGGCAUGGAUCUUCCGACAUGAGCUCCUACCCAGACUAAUGUGGCCAGUGAUGCUGUAUGACAUCGCCCUGUCAAUGAUCGAGGGUCUGGAGAGGAGGAUUAACCGGUAUCUGAGAAGGUGGUUAGGUGUACAGCAGUGCUUCUCUUCAACAGUGCUCUACAGCAAGUCAGCCAAACUCCAGUUGCCCCUCUCUUUAGUUGUAGAGAAAUUUAAGGUAGGGAAUGCAUGCCUCAUCAUAACCCUCAAAGACUCCAAGGGUGACAAGGUUAGUGAAGCAGGAGUCAAGAUACAGACAGGGAGAAAAUGGAAAUAUGAUGUUGUAGCUAUUAGUGAAACAUACUUGCAGGAGGGGUGUGAUUGGCAACUACAUAUUCUUGGAUUUUGUUGCCUCAGGUGUGAUAGAAUCGGAGGGGCAAGAGGGGGAGCUGUUGCAUUGCUUGCCAGAGAAAAUAUUACAGCAAUGCUCUGGCAGGAUAGAUUAGGGGGCUCAUCUAAGGAGACUAUUUGGGUGGAAUUGAGAAAUAGGAAAGGUGUAAUAUCACUUAUAGGUGUGUAUUAUAGACCACCUAAUGGGGAGCGAGAAUUGGAGGAGCAAAUUUGUAAGGAGAUAGCAGAUAUUUGUAUUAAGCACAAGGUUGUGAUUAUGGGAGAUUUUAAUUUUCCACACAUAGACUGGGAAGCCCAUCUGUAAAAGGGCUGGAUGGUUUGGAGUUUGUAAAAUGUGUGCAGGAUAGUUUUUUGAAGCAAUACAUAGAGGUACCAACUAGAGAAGGGGCAGUGUUGGAUCUCCUGUUAGGGAAUGAGAUAGGUCAGGCGACGGAGGUGUGUGUUGGGGAGCACUUCGGGUCCAGUGAUCACAAUGCCAUUAGUUUCAAUAUAAUUAUGGAGAAGGAUAGGACUGGACCCAGGGUUGAGAUUUUUGAUUGGAGAAAGGUUAACUUUGAAGAGAUGUGAAAGGAUUUAGAAGGAGAAUUGGGACAAUAUGUGUUAUGGGAAGGAUGUAAUAGAGACAUGUGGUCAUUUAAAGGUGAAAUUUUGAGGGUACAGCAUCUUUAUGUUCCUGUUAGGUUGAAAGGAAAGGUUAAAAGUUUGAGAGAGCCAUGGUUUUCACGAGAUAUUGGAAACUUGGUUCAGAAAAAGAGAGAUAUCUGCAAUAAAUAUAGGCAGCAUGGAGUAAAUGAGGUGCUUGAGGAAUAUAAAGAAUGUAAGAAGAAUCUUAAGAAAGAAAAGCUAAAAGGAAAUACAAGGUUGCUUUGGCAAGUAAGGUGAAAAUAAACCCGAAGGGUUUCUACAGUUAAAUUAGUCCCUUAGAGAAUCAGAGUGGACAGCUAUGUGUGGAGCUGAAAGAGAUGGGGGAAAUUUUGAACAAUUUCUUUUCUUCAGUAUUCCCUAAGGAGAAGGAUAUUGAACUGAAGGGAAUCAAGUAGGGAAGUUACGAAAACUAUGAGGAUUAAAGAGGAGGAAGUACUGGCGCUUUUAAGGAAUAUAAAAGUGGAUAAAUCUCCAGAUCCCGGCAGGAUAUUCCCUAGGACCUUGAAGGAGGUUAGUGUAGAAAUAGCAGGGGCUCUGACAGAUGGGAUGGUAAAUUGGAUUAUUAAGUAUGCAGAUGAUACUAAGGUAGGUGAUGUUGUGGAUAAUGGAGUAGGCUUUCAAAGUUUGCAGAGCUACUUAGGCCAGUUAGAAGAAUGGGCUGAACGAUGGCAGAUGGAGCUUAAUGCUGAUAAGUGUGAGGUGCUACAUUUUGGUAGGAAUAAUCCAAUUAGGACAUACAUGGUAAAUGGUAGGGCAUUGAAGAAUGCAGUAGAACAGAGUGAUCUAGGAAUAAUGGUGCAUAGUUCCCAGAUGGUGGAAUCUCAUGUAGAUAGAGUGGUGAAGAAAGCUUUUGGUAUGUUGGCCUUUAUAAAUCACAGCAUUGAAUAUAGGAGUUAGUAUGUAAUGUUAAAAUUGUACAAGGCAUUGGUAAGGUCAAAUUUGGAGUAUUGUGUACAGUUCUGGUCACCGAAUUAUAGGAAAGAUGUCAACAAAACAGAGAGAGUACAGAGAAGAUUUACUAGAAUGUUACCUGGGUUUCAGCACCUAAGUUACAGUGAAAGAUUGAACAAGUUAGGUCUUUAUUCUUUGGAGCAUAGGAGGUUGGGGGGGGGACUUGAUUGAGGUAUUUAAAAUUAUGAGGGGGAUAGAUAGAAUUGAUGUGGAUAGGCUUUUUCCAUUGAGAGUAGGGGAGAUUCAAACAAGAGGACAUGAGUUGAGAGUUAGGGGGCAAAAGUUUAGGGGUAACAUGAGGGGGAAUUUCUUUACUCAGAGAGUGAUAGCUGUGUGGAACGAGCUUCCUGAAGAAGUGGUAGAGGCAGGUUCAAUAUUGUCAUUUGAAGUAAAAUUGGAUAGGUAUACGGACAGGUAGAUGUAAGGACAGGGCUUAGAGGGAUUUGGCCUGAACCCAGGAAAUUGGGACUAGCAGGGUGAGCACUGUGGUUAGCAUGGACUGGUUGGGCUGAAGGGCUAAAUCUGUGCAGUAUUAGUCUAUGGAUCAGUAAGUGCCUGGAUUAAAUUUGAACUCACAGACUUUAGACAUGGAGAUAGGUUUAUUCCUAUUAAGCCAUGGCUGACACCUAGCUUGUUAUGCUUCUUACUUACUCUGACCUAAUUAUCAUAUCUCCGAUGGUUCAUUAUUUUCAGUUUGGUUGCCAAGCUAUUUCAUCCAUUUGGAGGCUGUCCAAUUUUUCAGUCAAACUGUUUCUUUUGAUGUGGUGAUGAUAUGAAUGUUUAACAGAUAUUUGCUAUAAACCUAUUUUUUAUCAGGAAAGACUAAAUCUAUGAUGGAAAAGAAAAUAAAUGUUAUUGAUACUA